GAGAACCUCGGGAAAUUUCGGUUGUGCCUUUAAAUAUCUUCACAAAUCCUCUUGUGUUUUUCAUCAGAAGUCGAAUAAUCAAAGUUCACACAAACAUCAUCAAAAGUUUCUUCAAGCAAAGAAAGCAAAUCAAAUUCUCUAAAAAUGUCGAUGAUUCCAAGCUUCUUCAACAACAACAGGCGUGGCAACAACAUCUUUGAUCCUUUCUCUCUUGACGUUUGGGAUCCAUUCAAAGAACUUACAUCAUCUUCGCUUUCACGUGAAAACUCUGCGAUCGUUAACGCACGUGUGGACUGGAGAGAGACGCCGGAGGCGCACGUGUUCAAAGCGGAUUUGCCGGGAUUGAAGAAAGAAGAAGUGAAAGUUGAGAUGGAGGAAGAUAGUGUUUUGAAGAUCAGUGGAGAGAGACACGUGGAGAAAGAAGAUAAGAAUGACACGUGGCACCGUGUGGAGAGAUCGAGUGGACAGUUUACGAGGAGGUUUAGGUUGCCGGAGAAUGUGAAGAUGGAUCAAGUUAAGGCUGCGAUGGAGAAUGGUGUGUUGACUGUGACUGUGCCUAAGGCUGAGACUAAGAAGGCUGAUGUGAAGUCAAUUCAGAUCACUGGUUGAGUAUUUUGGUUCGAGUUUUGUCGCCGGAGUUUCUUGUGUUUGUUUUGGUUGUGCUUCUGGUUUCUAAGUGUGUGAGUCUAUCUAAAUCAGAAUAAUUACUAAUCAGUUUGAGUUAUGAUGUAUCUUUAUUAUGUAUGGAAUAAAUAAUAGUUAUUAACGAUUGUCUAAAUUCUAAAGAA
Molecule: messenger RNA, 788 nt
Organism: Arabidopsis lyrata subsp. lyrata
Lineage: Eukaryota; Viridiplantae; Streptophyta; Magnoliopsida; Brassicales; Brassicaceae
Product: 17.6 kDa class I heat shock protein 2
Exons: 1
Coding region: 145-609 (154 amino acids)
Biological process (GO): protein folding; response to salt stress; protein complex oligomerization
Source: RefSeq, a predicted model, not a curated record